AAAGUUGGGAGAACUUUAUCUUGGAGUUAGUAACGAUAAAUUUGACUAUCAACAAAUACGUAAUUAAUCAAAAAAGAAGGAUCUGUUUUACUUUCUGACAGCUAAAUCGAAGGAAAGAUGGCGAUGGACUGCUGUGGACGAUUUGGAAAAGCUCUCUUAAUCGGCAUCAACAUUUUGUUCUUUUUACUUGGUGCUGGUUUACUGGUAGCGGGGAUAGUAGCGAAUGUCAAUGUCAUAGCCGACGAGGUAUUGCCCGCGCUAAACAAGGUGGAAUUGGCAGGAAACGACCUGGGGAAUUUUUUUCAUUUAAUACCGUUUAAUAAUGAAACUAAGGAGGUCUUGCUCAAGUCCCUGCAGGAAAACUAUAUCGACGAAUCUUUGAGUUCUACCAACGAUAUUUCUAAUGCAUGGAACUAUGCAUUUUUAAAGUUUAAUUGCUGCGGCGUUAAUAGAGUACAAGGGACUACAAACGAUUUUGACCUCACCCCUUGGUGUACAACUUCCGGUGAAUGCCAACAAACAAAUGCGCAGAUUCCUAGAACCUGCUGUGUGGGAGUUACUGAAUCAAACUACAAAUCCCAGGCCCCGGCUGACUGUUACGCCAGCGUUUCCAAAGACUACAAUACUCAGGGCUGCUAUGAUCGGUUUCAACAGUUAGUUCAAACUUCAUCAGCACCGGUCAUUGGAGUCGCAAUUACCGUUAUGGUAAUCGAGCUUUUGGGCUUUGUUUUUUGCCAUUGUCCUAUGUAAGCAGACGGGAUCCGAGUCUAUGGAGGUGUAAUGUAACAGCCAAGAUACUACACUGACGACAGUAGUGUCAAAAAGAACUCCAGCUCAACAUUACUGUCAAGCCAUUCAGCCACUAUAUUCCUAUACAACACUCCUGUACUAAGCUUCUAUAUAUCCUUGUUAAAGCAUAAAUAGUAAUUUAGACAAUGUAAAUUCUAUAAUCUUAUUAUUUUCAUGAAUAUAAAUUAUGUUUUCUGGUUUAAGUAUAUAAUUCCUAUUGAAACAGUUUUAAAUCAAAUUAUAAUGUGUAAAGGUUUC
This is a messenger RNA of Saccostrea echinata, 1047 nucleotides long. RefSeq names its product tetraspanin-9-like. Gene Ontology annotation, cellular component: membrane. Bases 118 to 750 code for a protein of 210 amino acids. NCBI's taxonomy places the organism in Eukaryota, Metazoa, Mollusca, Bivalvia, Ostreida, Ostreidae. The transcript has 6 exons. The record is from RefSeq and is a predicted model, not a curated record.